CUUUUCCAAAACCCUAUAUCCCAAGAACCCUAUUCCCCCAUUUCCCCCCCUGCCGUCUGCCGUCUUUAUAGAGGAGAGUGAGAGAAAAGUGGGAAAGAAGUCCCAAAAAUGGUGAAGUUUUUGAAACCAGGUAAAGCAGUGAUCGUACUACAAGGGCGCUAUGCGGGUAGGAAGGCAGUGAUUGUGCGCAACUUCGAUGAAGGAACCCGAGACAGGCCCUACGGGCACUGCCUUGUUGCUGGAAUCAACAAAUACCCAAAGAAGGUGAUCCGCAAAGAUUCAGCAAAGAAGCAAGCGAAGAAAUCGAGGGUUAAAUGCUUCGUUAAGGUCGUGAAUUACAACCAUAUCAUGCCAACUCGUUACACCCUUGAUGUAGAUCUCAAGGAUAUUGUUUCUGCUGAUGCUCUUCAGUCCAAAGACAAGAAGGUUACUGCUGCUAAGGAGACCAAAGCUAGGUUUGAGGAGAGGUUCAAGACCGGAAAGAAUCGUUGGUUUUUCUCUAAACUCAGGUUCUAGGGUUUAUGCCUGUUUUUGUUUGCAUUUCUGUUGAACUAUGUUUUAUCUUUUUUAAUAUAUAACUUUUUAAGCAAUUUUUAGGGAUUUUGUUAAAUUUUGAUGUCAUUCAGAGCUUUAUUGAUACAGGAACCCUUUUAUUGAUGUUAAAUUUGUCAUCUUUA
This is a messenger RNA of Beta vulgaris subsp. vulgaris (sugar beet), 677 nucleotides long. RefSeq names its product 60S ribosomal protein L27-3. Gene Ontology annotation, molecular function: structural constituent of ribosome. The transcript has a single exon. Gene Ontology annotation, cellular component: cytosolic large ribosomal subunit; ribosome. Lineage: Eukaryota; Viridiplantae; Streptophyta; Magnoliopsida; Caryophyllales; Amaranthaceae. The record is from RefSeq and is a predicted model, not a curated record. Gene Ontology annotation, biological process: translation. Bases 109 to 516 code for a protein of 135 amino acids.